AAGAUGCUCUCAUUUCUCCUAGGCGAGGUGUGUUAAUAGAAUCAUAAUAUGACAGAAAAGGGAUCUGAGCAGAAAUGGUAUUUGUGAAUUCUCCAACCAGCUGCCAUCUUCUUCUUCCUCGUAUGUCGUUCUCUCUUCGCCGAUUGAACCUGAAUUCUUAUCACGAAACAACAACAGCAGCACCAGUACUUGAUUUAGGGCAUCAAUUGUUCAAGAUUUAUCUCCAAUAAAUAAAGCAGUGAAAGAAGAGGAUUGAGAACCAGUUGGGUAUGAAGAUGAACCAGCGACAUAGAGCAGCCAAGUCGGGAUCGUGAGCUAAUUACUGAAUCCAAUUUGAACUGAAAAUGGGGUACCUGUUCUUAAGAAUUGGAGGGAAGUUAACAGUGAAGAAUGGUUGGGGUAGUAUGGUUGUUUACCAAGGAAUGAGAGUGCAGUCAGUGGUGAUUUAUACGAUGGGUUACGACCUAAUUUUGGUGUUGGCUAAUGGUGGAUGUUGCAGCAGUUCUAAAGAUGUAAAUGGAUCUGUGGGUUCUUGUUUAGAAGCAGUGGUGUUGAUUGAGUUUUGCGCCGUGGAAUCGAAUGAAUUUGUAUCUCAAUUUGAUGUACUCCGAUGGGUAUUAUCAACAGCAGAUCAGUGGGGUCUUUCAUGAUGUUUGAAUGGAUGAUUGCUUCGAUGUUGGGCUCGAUCUGUGCUGUUGUGGGGUUGAGAUUCAAACCAAUUAUUUUGAUUUCUUGUCAAUAGCAGCGUCUGCAAAGGGUUCUGCCCAGAUAUGGUUUGGAUUAAAUGACGAUUGACAGUAUCGAUGGAAUUGGGGCUAGCUGAAGUCCUGAGAUAAAUGAUAAGAAGUAAUUGUUGCUGGUGUUGGUUCGAUUGUGAACUGAAGUUCAGGGAGAAAAGAUCGGAGUUGGGUACUGUUGUCGGAGUCUUCUAAUGGCCUGUACUUGAAGGUGAUGUGUUGUGGCUGGAUAUGUGAGCUGGUGCUGGUGGCCAGACUUUGGAAGGGCCUGAAUGUAGGAAGUGGAAGCUGUGAAUGGACUGGGCUUUGUUGCUGCCUCCAAUACAAGAGGAGACCUAAAGUGUUAUUUAAGCCAGCAGCGAGGAGAAGAAAGUGGGGCGGUCUACAGGGAGUAACUAGGAUUUCUAACGCAUGGCUUUCAAUCACGUUAAAACGAAUACUCAACCAAGAGCGACCUGUUGCUAGCUUAGGAUAUAGUCCAGGCAUGCCAUCUUCACAUGCUCAGUCCAUCUUCUUCGCUUCUGUCUAUGCUAUCCUAUCAUUGAUUAAAUCUCUAGGGUUGAAUGGAGUUACAGUGACCAUCGGGGUGCUCGGCUUGGCUUUCAGCUCAUAUCUUUCUUGGUUACGUAUAUCACAACGACAUCACACCAUUAGUCAGGUUGUGGUGGGUGCUAUUUUGGGAACCAUAUGCUCGAUUUUAUGGUUUCAGUCUUGGUACUGGUUCGUACUACAAGCCUUCCUUUCCUUUUUAUGGGUAUCGACUAUGGAGCCUCCCUCUUCUUUCUUCACAACUAAACGACCAGACAAAACAUACGCGUUUGGGGUGAAUAUUUUGAUCUUAUUUGAGUUUGAAGAGGUACUUUCGCAUAAUCAAAACCAAGGAUGUUAUGUCCCAUUCUUGACUGUUAAUCGGGAAUUCUUGACUAUACAUCAACAACUCAGCUCCGGUUAUCGUCUGGGAGAAUGAAGAUAUUAUGUUAGAUGCCUUAGAGAAGCUAAAAAAUAUCCCUUGUUGGGAAUGUAAUUUUAUUCCUAGGAUUUGUAAUAAACCUGCAGACAAUCUAGCUAAGUACUGCAGGAAAAAUGGCAUCACUAGUACCUGGUUACAUAGUCCAUCUAGUAUGCUUGAACAAUUUCUUUUGUUAGACACUGGAAGUCUCUUGAGUUGAUAAAAUUCUUCUUU
Molecule: messenger RNA, 1920 nt
Organism: Papaver somniferum (opium poppy)
Lineage: Eukaryota; Viridiplantae; Streptophyta; Magnoliopsida; Ranunculales; Papaveraceae
Product: lipid phosphate phosphatase epsilon 2, chloroplastic-like
Exons: 5
Coding region: 952-1704 (250 amino acids)
Biological process (GO): lipid biosynthetic process; protein N-linked glycosylation
Cellular component (GO): intracellular membrane-bounded organelle; endoplasmic reticulum membrane
Molecular function (GO): dolichyldiphosphatase activity
Source: RefSeq, a predicted model, not a curated record